AUGAAAGAAAUAUUCAAUGUACCUGCCAGUGGAAUGUAUUUCAUGUCCUAUGAAUGGUUACAGAGGGUGUUAACGCCAGCUGGAAAAGAUCGAAGUGAAAUCAGUGUAUGGAGAACUCUUUUUGCUGGUGGAAUGGCCGGUAUUUGCAACUGGAGUGUUGCUAUACCAGCAGAUGUUUUGAAAUCUCGUUUGCAGACAGCGCCUGAAGGCACUUAUCCGAACGGCAUUAGAGAUGUAUUUAAGCACACUAUGAAAGAAGAAGGUAUAAGAGCACUGUACAAGGGGGCUACGCCUGUGAUGCUAAGAGCUUUUCCUGCAAAUGCUGCUUGCUUCAUGGGAUAUGAAGUCACAAUGAAGUUUCUGAAUUGGACCGCUCCUAAUCUUUAACGUAACCCCAAGAUUAGAGAUAAAUAAAUGGUGAUGCUUUUUAAGUGCAAACAUUGUGCAUAGUGCCUUCUUUACAAAAAUAUAGAAAUGUAUAUAUUUUUGCACUUAUUUAGCUUAAACAUUUUAUAAGAUUUUAAUGACUUGUUUUAAUAAUGAUAUGAUAAGAAAUAGGAUAAAUUAUGUUAAAUCUGAAAUGUAUUAUUUGAUUUCACUGAAAUACACUGUGUAGCUUUUACGCAAGGUAUUGGUUUUGGGCGAUUCCACGAAAAAGUCAACCUUUUAUCCCACACGUGACGGUUCAUAUAUUUCACUAAAAAGUAAUAAUUUUAAAGGGUUCAGACGAAGUUUUUUGUUCAAGAUAUCACACAUAAAUUUGUAAUUUGUUAAGCAGAACAUUUCUUUUCAUUAAUAUUUUAAAGUAUUGUUUUUAAUGGCAUAUAUGAUGUGUCACAUGCGGGAUGAAAUGGCCGUUUUCCAUGGAAUGGCCUUUUUAAUAUCAUGUUUAAUUCUCAGAUUUUCCAUGAUUUGUAUUUUUACAGUAAUUGUUAUUCUUUUAAGAACUAAAAUUCUUUAUUUAUGAGCUCAAGUUAAUAUUUUAUUAUUUAUUUUAUUUUCCCUUCAAAUGCGUUUUGAAUGAACAUUGUUAUGCAUGUCCUGUUAUUUUUGUGACUAUAAUAUAAAUUAUUCUCACUAACUAUGUUUUUUCUCUCAACCUCGCCCCCUCCCUUCAUAUUGCUUCAGUAGUGAGUAGUGACAAAAUCCAUCUUUCUUUCUUCAGAGAAUUAAGUUUUAUUUUAAAAAUUCAAUUUCUUCCUUAUUUCUUCACAGUAACUCAUUUUCCAUAUGUUACGAAGAUUUCGUGAUUGUUCUGUUUUAGUAUUAACAUAACAGUAUCCUAAAAAAUAAAUAAAUAUUUACUUUUUUCAAUUUUUUCACUCUAUAAACUAUGUGAUUCGGCCAAUUCGACAUCAAUAAUUUUUAAUUAACCAUUAUUUUCAACCAUUCUUACAUUUUUUUUUUGGUAUGAGAAAAAACUUGUAAGUUCAUCUUUUUCCACGCCUACUCAAAAUACAAUAUGUGCAUCUUAAUUUAGAGCUAAAAUAAUAAUGUUAGUCUUGAUACAAUAUGGGUUUUAAUGAUUUAAAUUUCAUAAUUAUACGUUUAAACAAUGUUUCUUGCAUUUUAUGUGUGAUUUUCUUUUUAUGUGCAAUAUCAUAAGAUUUAUCUGUGUGGUUCAAAGAAUGGACAGUAUUUGCAUGAUGUCACCGUAAGUCAAGGGCGCUCAUAUAGGGGGGCAAGAGGGGGCUCGAGCCCCCUUUAGAAAUCAGAACUUCCUUCCUUUCAGUACUUUUUUCUUUGCAAAAAUGUAAAAACAUUUCUUCUCCAGCCAGUAAUGAAUAAGUAAUUAAACAUGUCAAAUUUUAAUGACUCUAAUCUGUCCUGAAAUCAGCUUCCAUGGGGAAAAUAUCCUGCUAAACCAUGGUUAAAAUAUCUGAGCCCCCCCCCCCUUGCAAUUUUACAUAUGGGCGCCCAUGCUGUAAGUAUUAAAUGUCACUGAGGUUACUGUAGCUGGGAAAAAGAAAAAAAAAAAAACAGUUCUCUGGCAUCCAUUAACACAUGCAUUUUUUCGGCUUGAAAACUCUUUUUUGUGUUAAAAAAAGAGGUAUUUUGAAUGUGUUUAACUGAAAAAUGUUGUAAAGGAAUGAUGAACGCUUCAUUUGGUACAAAAUUUCUUUUUGGUCAUAUUUAGCUGAUUUUAAGCCGCAUUAUUCCUUAUCAAAAAAUAGGUUAGAAACUGAUUCUCUUUUUAUGUAGCACUUUUCUCAGAAGUUUUAACACAAUUGUGAAUCUGUUAUAAGCCCUACGUAUGUUCAUCUUAUACAGACAGGGUGUUCCGUUUUAACCUGCAAGACCUUUAUUUUGGCAACCGUUAGUCCUAGAUGUAUACUUCCAAUUGCAAAAUUGUUCAAAAUCAGAUGCAGAAUUAGGGCAUUGAAAGUUUUAAAUAAAAAUAAAAAUGAGUCAAAAAUGCAAAAUUUCUUUUUAUACUGGCCCCAGGUCCCCUAACUUAUGUUUAGGGAAAUAAUCUCCAUUGAAAAAUAAUUCCAACACAGAAAGUUUGAAAUUAGUCCGACCAAUAUUCACCAAGAUAUGAAAUAUGCGGCGUUUUGUGACUUACACCACUUUUCACAUGCGGUCAAUAACUUUUGGAGGAAAAUAUAGUGGCUAACAAGUGUUUUUAAAAUUACAUGUGUGCAUAGAGUGUGCUUUUUCAAAUUAUUUGAGGUUUUGUAGUGUGUUUUUGCGUGUCACGGCAUAACACUUGCAUUUAUUUUUGAAUAUCGAUGAAAAAUAUAAAUACAUUGUUUUUCUUACUUUGACGACCUGUCAUUCUUCUGAAAGAGCAAUAAGUUCCAAUCUCAUCUUCUUUAUGGUCCCUCAAAACUUUAAACUGGAAUAUCUCCUUGAGUUCUGGUCGCACAAAUGUCAAGUUUUUUGUGUUAGUAAUAGUUUUCAAUGGAGAUUAUUUCUUUAAUUAUUAGUUAGGGGACCUAGGGCCCGUAUAAAAAAUUAAAUUUCGUAUUUUUUGACUCAUUUUUAUUUUUGCAUCAAACUUUCAAUACCUUAACUAUGCAUCUGAUUUUGAACAUUUUGCAAUUGGAAGACAUCUAAGACUAACGGUUGCAAAAAUCAAGGUCUUGCAGGUUAAAACGGAACACCCUGUAUAUUAAGUCCAUGGAUCAUUAAAUAAAACGUGUUUCCUUAACGCUACUCUACUAGCACUAAAAGUUAAGUGAACCUUGGGCAAGUUCCAUUGUUGUUAUAGUGUUUCAUAGUGCAAAGAAGUAUAAUGAAUAUAGAUUGCACUUAAACUCAAGCGAGGUAUUUAGUGUCUUUAUAGUUAACUGCAGGAGGUAAUAGAGUGCAUUGCAUAUGACUUUAAUCUUUCAUUUAUAAAUAAUGUAAUAUAUUUUUCUGAUGCGUUUGGAAUUUCAUCGACGUUUUCAUAAUUGUAAUUCAUAAAUAACUAUCAUCAAUAGAACCAUAGUAACUAUCAUCAAUAGAUUACUUAGACUCCGAAAGUUUUCACAAAAUUAGUUGUAAGGAGUUUAUGCCAGUUUUCCACCAAAUUUUUAACUGCAGCUGUAAUUUUUCAUUCUUUAAAUUGUAUUUUUUAUGGCACUCAAAGUAAUAAAUUUGGAAAAUUUAUUGUUGAAAUGGAUUUUAUAUGACAUGUUUUGUUCAAUUAAAUUGUUUCUUCAAA
Uloborus diversus is the source of this 3652-nucleotide messenger RNA. RefSeq names its product mitochondrial carnitine/acylcarnitine carrier protein-like. Lineage: Eukaryota; Metazoa; Arthropoda; Arachnida; Araneae; Uloboridae. The coding region runs from base 1 to 387 and encodes 128 amino acids. The transcript has 5 exons. Gene Ontology annotation, cellular component: mitochondrial envelope. Gene Ontology annotation, molecular function: O-acyl-L-carnitine transmembrane transporter activity. Gene Ontology annotation, biological process: mitochondrial transport; carnitine transmembrane transport. The record is from RefSeq and is a predicted model, not a curated record.